AGGAGUAGAGCAGGAGAGGAGUUCCCAUCGGGGGUGUCGAGCAUCAGGAGAGACGAGGCCUUGGGCCGACCCUCUUCGUCUCAGGGUGUCCCUUCGUCGUCUCAGGCCUUCCCUGCAUCCUCCUCUUCCUCCUUGAGCCACAAUUCUGCCACCAGAAACACAAUUCGCAUUCAUGGUGAAGAACUUCCUGGCUUGUCAAAUGAGAAGCAGAGGAGAAGCCCAGAUGCCGAGCCGCUGGGAGCGAAGAAGACGAGUCCAGAUGCCGAGUUGCUGACGGAGAUCCUCCUGGUUCUCCAGGGGGUUGAGAGCCGGCACAUUCGGUGGGAGUCCCGGCGGCAGGAGUUUGUCCUUCAUCGUGACUUCAAG
This is a messenger RNA of Darwinula stevensoni, 366 nucleotides long. NCBI's taxonomy places the organism in Eukaryota, Metazoa, Arthropoda, Ostracoda, Podocopida, Darwinulidae. The record is from the annotation of a GenBank genome assembly.